Saccharomyces paradoxus is the source of this 720-nucleotide messenger RNA. It is a transcript of the gene CPD1, whose product is annotated as 2',3'-cyclic-nucleotide 3'-phosphodiesterase. The record is from RefSeq and is a predicted model, not a curated record. NCBI's taxonomy places the organism in Eukaryota, Fungi, Ascomycota, Saccharomycetes, Saccharomycetales, Saccharomycetaceae. Bases 1 to 720 code for a protein of 239 amino acids. Gene Ontology annotation, biological process: cyclic nucleotide metabolic process. Gene Ontology annotation, molecular function: 2',3'-cyclic-nucleotide 3'-phosphodiesterase activity. The transcript has a single exon.
AUGGCAAUUGCAUUAUGGUAUUGUCCACCACAAGGAUCAGUUGCUUACGAAACAUUACAGAUGCUUAUAUUUUCGUUUCAAACACUGUUCCCGGAUUCGCCAGUGUUUGAACCUCACGUGACAGUAACGUCGCAUUUAGUGUGCAAUAGUAAAGAUGAUGUCAACAAAAUUUUAACCUCCUGUGUUGCCGCUAUUCAAUCGAUAAGGUCCCACCAAAUUGCAAAGAAAGGGCUUAAGGGUCAGGCACCCCAUGCUGUUGCAGCUCCCCUGGUAUCUUUUAAUGGAUGCAGUGUAGGUAAACAAUACUUCAAGAAAAUCGUACUUGAAUGUAACAAGAACAAAGUACUUUACGGAGUAGCACAAGUGAUGAGAGAGAUGUACGUAGAGAUCGAUCCUGAGACACGAAGUAGCCGUGCCGCCAGUUGGGUGCACGAGGAAUUCCAUCCGCACGUCUCAUUGCUUUACUCGGACAUCCACCCAGUAAGUCAGGCGUCAUUGCGAGUCGUUCAACAAAGAAUCGAAGAUGCUCUAGACGUGCAACUAGUUCCAAGAGAGAAACGUAAGGGUUCCGGAAACGCCGAUGGGUCCAACGAGAUGCAAAUGAGAUGGGAUUUUGACGUAUCUUCAUCGCUAUCUUGGAAUAUUCCGGGGACAUUCAAGGUUGUUAACUGUGUGGGGCCCGUUCAAGAAUGGGAAGUGCUGGGACGGGUGGAUGUUUAA